UUAGUGCAGAGAGGUGUAGUGUAUACUGUAUAAUUGUAAACCGAAAAAUUACAUUGUGAACAUUAAAUAUUUCAUUUAAAAAAAGGUUAAAUUUUAAUAUAUUAAUUAAAAAUCAUCACGAAACCUAUGUGUAAUUUUAUGUGUGUUAAUUAGUUUAAUUAUUGACAAUGUAGCGAUGUUAUUCUUAUAUUUAUAAAUAAAUAUGUAUUUUGAGUGUUGAUGAGUGACUUUUAAACAAGGACACUUGUGAUUAGUUGAUAAUGAUGGAAUCUCCCGGGCCAGCUACUACACGUCUAGGAGUCCAUGCUGCUGUGGCUAAUCAGGUAGGGCUAACCAGUCCAGAUUUUGGAAUGGCAGUCUCUGUUCCUCAGACUUUUGAUUUACAAAAUGUAAGUUGUGGUGAUUCUUCGUCGGAUGCACACUCGCCUGAUUUACCAAUUACUAAAGCAAGCGAUCGGCAAUCUCGCAUUAAUGCUGAAAAACAUCGGAGAAGUCAGUUUAAUUCUCAAAUUGCUCAAAUGAUGUCCUUACUUUCUGAUGUAGUACAUUCACAACGAAAAGUUGACAAGACUAGCGUUUUACGCCUUGCAGCUAACAAACUUCGAAAUGAACAUGUUUUUGGUGAUACUAUUAAAUGUUGUCAUGUUGAAACUUGGUCUCCAGCUGUAUUAAAGAUUUUUGACCUAAUUGGGGGCUUUAUGUUUGCUGUUACAUGCAAAGGUCGUAUAUUCAUUGUCUCUCCUAAUGUUCAAGAGAAGUUAGGAUAUUGCCAUAUAGAUCUACUAGGACAAGACAUUUAUAAUUACAUACACAACGAAGAUAAAGAAAUUCUUAGACAACAUAUUUAUCCUUUAGAAUUACAGACUGGUUGUAAUGCUAAUAAAUUGUUCGAACAGCAUCAUAAUUUUCAUCUCAGAAUAAUGAGAUCAGGUGCAAGGUCUGAUCCUCCUAGAUAUGAACGUUGCAGGAUAGAUGGAAUGAUACGACGUUCUGAUCGAGCCACAGCCAAUGCUGUCCAAGAUGAACAGACCAUUAGAAGACAGAGAGUAAGACACCAUCGUACAUUUUCUUCAAGUGGAAAUGAUUAUGUGUUUAUAGGAAUGGUACAUGUUUUAUCAAAUAGCUUGCCUGCUAGACUUGUGCCACCUACUGCAUACUCAGAAUAUUGGACAAGGCACUUAAUUGAUGGUCGCAUAGUGCAAUGUGAUCAGAGUAUUUCUCUAGCUGCUGGUUAUAUGACUGAAGAAGUUACAGGAACAUCUGCCUUUGUAUUUAUGCAUAAAGAUGAUGUCCGUUGGGUGAUUUGUGUCUUGCGACAAAUGUAUGACCAAAGCCGAGAGUUUGGAGAAUCAUAUUAUAGACUUAUGUCACGUUCAGGCCAUUUUAUUUACAUGAGAACUAGAGGUUUCCUUGAAAUUGACAAAGAUACUAAGAAAGUACAAAGUUUUGUAUGUGUCAACAGUGUUGUAGGAGAGGAAUAUGGUAGAAAAAUGAUGGAGGAAAUGAAAAGAAAAUAUUCUGUGAUGGUGGAUACUGAAAGAUCAGAGAAUGAAAAAGAACUGGCCAUUGAUGAAGCUCCUGUUGAACAUCCGAAGCGCUUAGAACGAAUUGUAAUGCACUUGGUGGAACCAGCAGUUAGUGAAAGUAUUGAAGAAUUAAAAUUAAUUGCUCCAUCAAAGGAAAAUAUAAUUUCUGCUAUUAAAAAUAGUGAACGAGUUGUUAAGGAAACUGGGGUAAGGUUUGAUACUCGCAAAAGAAAAAAAUCAGAUAGCGAUGACAACAGUGAAUAUUUAAAAAGGCAUAGUGGACUUUCUGAUCCUUAAGUGUGUAUAUUUGAAAAAUGUUUUUUUGUUUGAUUUAAUAUGUACAAUUCAUAUAAAUUUUUAAAAUGCAUUAUUAUCGUUGUAAUAUUUAAAACUAAUUGACCUAAACAUUUUAGAUUAUGAGAAGGCUUGAGUCAAUUAGAAUCUAUGUGUGAGUACAAGUAGGGAGCUAUUUGUAAAAAUUUAGGUUAUGAGUAUUAAUUUACAUUUCUUAUUAUUGUGAUUUCCAGAUUUGUUUCAUCUGCAGGCUUUGAUGGUGGUAUUGGAAAACUUUUUUAUCAUUAUUAUUUUAAAUGUAUGUGCCAAAUGCCUGCAGAAGUAUUUGAAAAUCUUAAAGGUCUGAAAUGCAUUGUUGUCUGAUAUAAACAGGUUUACCACAACUUGGUUAUCAAUAUCUUAUCUGUUCAUGAUUGCAAGUUUUAUCUUGUAAUAUUUAUAAAACAUAGACAUAUCACAUAUUUUCACUCUUUACAUUCAUCAAAGGUAAAUUAAUGAAAGUAUGUAUAAAUAUAAAGUAUAAAGUAUGUCUUUAAAUAUUUGGCCAAAUUUUCGAAUAGUACAUACUAAAUUUUCAUGAGUGAAAUCAUCUUUGUCAAGAUAUAUAAGGUCUUCAAUAUAUUAUUGUGGUUACUUGUAAAGUAAUGAUCAUUUUAUAGCUCCUCAGUUUAAAUGUAUAUAUUUUGGGUGCCUAAUUAUAGUCACAGUGGAAGUCUUUGAUGCAUUUUAAUUAGUGUUUUAUUAAACAUCUCCGUUGUUUAUAAAAACUGCAUUGAUUACUGUAUCAUUAUUGAUUAAAAAAGUGUAGGAUAGGAGUAUUGACUGAUACCUUUUCUAUUUUUAUAAAAUUUAGACAAUUUAUAUGGUCAAAUCUACAAAAAAAAACCAAGCACUGUGUUUUGUGCAUGCCAUUUUCAUUAAAUUAUGUAAUAAAUUUCGCUAGUAAGAUAUAUGAUAUUCUUCUAGAAAAAUGACCAUUUAUGAUAAAAAAAUAUGUUUUUACGCAUUUAAUCUUUAUAUCUUUAAUUUUGACUAGAUAGAUCCUAUUUGGGAAGUACAAUGAUCCAACAAUCUGAUUAAGGCCUUUUUUCUGUAAUCAAUAGAAUUUAUACAAAAGCAAAUAAUAUAUUGUAGUUCAAUAUGUCAUGUCAGUUUUUCUUACUUCCAAAAUAAAAUGAACACUUACAUAAUUUUUAUUGUGCAAAUGUUUUUUUUUUAAAUCAUUGUGAUAUUACUUUUAUGCUGAAAGAAUCAACCGGUAUCAUCAGGUUGGAAAGAAUAAAAAAAUGGUGAAUUUAAAAUGGCAGGGUUUUGUAAAAUGUUUAAGGAUACAGGCCAAUUCAAUUGACAAUACUUGUUUUGGUGUGGAGCAAGUUGUGCUGUAAGCAGGGUAAAAAUAAGGCUAAGUAUACAUGGACAAUGUAAAUAUUAUUUUAUAAGGUAUUGGAAAAAUGUUUUUAGAAACUGAAUUGAAAUUAGAUCGGGUUGUACUGUUUUUCAUUGGCAACAAUAUAGUAGCACAUGUAAUAUUAUUUGAUAUGUUAUUUUUUACUCUAGGGCUUGGAGAAGGUCACUUUCCUAAUUGAUUUAUAGAAGAAAAAAUAUCCAGCUAACUGAAACUUAUUUCGUUAUAGUAAUAUUUUUAUGUAGCUACUAAUAGAAUAGACUUGAAUUUCUAAUACUACUAACACAGUAAUAUUGUGACAAUAGUUGCAUUGCUUUAUUUUGAAAUGAAUUUUAGGGCCAUUUCUAUGUUUUUUAGAAGCUUUAUUAUAAUUGAAUAUAUUUCACUAAAAUAGGCGGGAAGGCAUUAAAUCAGUAAUAAAUUCAAUCACAUCCUAACAAUACAACUUCAGUUAAAACGGAUACUACUACUAAUAAUAAGAAUGAAUUAUAUAGAAGACUAGCUAAUUGUCCCGGCUUCGCACGGGUAUAAGAAGAAAAAUAUAUUUUGGAAAGGAUUUGCGUAAAAUCCAUGCUUAGUGCGCGUCUACGUCGGGGAAGAAGUAACUGUGACUAAUUUCAAGUCAAUCAGGCACGUAGUUUAGGAUUUAGUUUAUUAUAUAUAUAAAUAAACAAACAAAUCUAAACAUGAAAUCAAUCUUUCUGUGGCAUUAUAUGCAUAUUUUUCUUUGUUAAAUAUUUUAGUACACCAAGUAUUAUGGUAAUGAAUAUUCUUUUAUGUAUACAAUUUUUUUUUAAAUCUUUAAUAUCUACGGUUUUCGUUAACAAACAUUUUGUUCUCAUUCUUUUAAUGCAUCACUUGAUAUACAUUCUUCCUUUUAGGCCAUCAAACAUCAUAGUAUUAAAAAUAUGUUGAGGAAUGUUUUCUAGUUUUAAAGUUUUGGAACAGCUACGCAAUGAUAAAUGGACAACGAGUUUUCGUUGUCCAUUUAUCAUUGUGUCUAUCACUAUGAGUUUUCAUAGUUGUACCAUAUUUACUAGAAAAUCAUAAAUAUAAAAACGGAGAUAAACACGUAGUAGCUUUUACAAAUGCAUCAAAUACUAGAGACCUUUAUGUUUGUGAAGUAAUAUACAUUUUUAAUAUGUUACAAAUUAAAACGUAAAUGUUAUAAUUCGAAGGCAACUUACUUUAGAGAUAAUUCUUUCUAUGAUCUGAUUUUUAUGUAUAUAGCGUUUGAGAUUGAGUGCUUUUGCCUGUCCUAUGUGCGUUAGAAAGUGAUUCACAUCGAUUUAUUUUACAAUAAUAUGUCGAUACACGCGCUUUUGCGCGUAAAUAUCUUAGGAUAAUUCUUCAUUAUUACAUUAUAUAAAGUCAAAUGUCUAAACCGAGUGAGACAAUUUACUUUAUACAAUGGUUCAGCCAUAAUACAAAGGUAGUCGUCUUUCUCGGGGUCUCACUUGUAUUUUGUAAAUGUUGGUAUGGGCAUUUUAAGAUUAUUCAUAAUAAAAUAUAUUGUAUAAGUAUCUGCUAACUAUGUGUUUACAUUUGCGCACUUUGUAUGAAUUGUAUAUAACUACAUAAUUAUAAACAACUUGUUUACCAACUCCAACGUAUGUUUGUACGGCAUUAGUUCUACAAUGUUUCUUUAUGUGAACUUUAUACUAAAGAAUAUCUAGAAUGUUUGAAUAAUACUAUGUUUGUAUUGGUGUUUUAAAUAUGUAAACCUUAUACGCACAUACAUGUCAAAACCCACAUUUCUCUAUAUUUACAUUAUAAGCGAUUAAAUUACCUACGUAAAAAAUGUGUUAAAUGUAAAUGCCGACCAUACAUUUAUUGUGCCUAAGUGAUAAGUGAAAGAUAUAAGAAAGAUCUUGUAUAAAACUACACAUAGGUGUUAUUGGUGUUUGCAUGCGUCUCAAUGUAGCUGAUUUAUUUUGUAAAACUUUGGCGGAUAAGAAGUUAUUUGCAUUACUUAUAUUGUUAUAUGUGUGUAAGAUAUUGGUUGUGAUAAUUUUUCUGAUAUGUCGGUACAACGCAUUCCUUGUUGAUCCCAAUUAAAUAUAGCACAGCAAAUGAACUGAGAGCUAUAUAACUGUAUAUAUUCAAUAUAGCUGUGUCACAAUUGCGUUGCAAUUUUACUGAAAAUGAUCAAUGUUGAUGUUUCGAUAAGAAUGACUGUAGUUAGUUUUAGUUGGGUUAACUUAAUAUUUCUUUUAAAAUGCUAUAAAUAAAUUGUGAUGUUAUACUUGUUUUGACCAAAAACGAUACUUUACAAUGAUAUUAUUUUAUGUAUGUAUCUAAUAAAAUAUAUGAAAUUAAAUGACUUAUUUCUCUUUGUG
Molecule: messenger RNA, 5564 nt
Organism: Nymphalis io (European peacock)
Lineage: Eukaryota; Metazoa; Arthropoda; Insecta; Lepidoptera; Nymphalidae
Gene: MET1
Product: aryl hydrocarbon receptor nuclear translocator-like protein 1
Exons: 1
Coding region: 261-1823 (520 amino acids)
Biological process (GO): regulation of transcription by RNA polymerase II
Cellular component (GO): nucleus; cytoplasm; transcription regulator complex
Molecular function (GO): DNA-binding transcription factor activity, RNA polymerase II-specific; protein dimerization activity; RNA polymerase II cis-regulatory region sequence-specific DNA binding
Source: RefSeq, a predicted model, not a curated record